Molecule: messenger RNA, 2946 nt
Organism: Hemibagrus wyckioides
Lineage: Eukaryota; Metazoa; Chordata; Actinopteri; Siluriformes; Bagridae
Gene: gnmt
Product: glycine N-methyltransferase
Exons: 6
Coding region: 89-976 (295 amino acids)
Biological process (GO): S-adenosylmethionine metabolic process; one-carbon metabolic process; protein homotetramerization
Cellular component (GO): cytosol
Molecular function (GO): S-adenosyl-L-methionine binding; glycine binding; identical protein binding
Source: RefSeq, a predicted model, not a curated record
UAAGGUUCUGCAUGGUCUGUGCACGCGCCGCGUUCAGACAAUAAGCUCCGGUUUCUCAUCUUCAUCACAAGUCCAGUUUAACGGCAGGAUGGUGGACAGUAUUUACCGCACGCGCUCUCUCGGUGUGGCCGCUGUCGGCCUGCCGGAUCAGUACGCGGACGGUAAAGCGGCUAAAGUGUGGCAGCUGUACAUCGGAGACACGAAGAGCCGCACGGAGGAGUACCGCAGCUGGGUGGUGUCUCUGCUCAAACAACAGGGCUGUAAGAUGGUGCUGGAUGUGGCGUGCGGCACGGGUGUGGACUCAAUCAUGCUGCUGGAGGAGGGGUUUAAGGUGGUCAGUGUAGAUGCCAGCGAUAAGAUGCUGAAGCAUGCACUCAAGGAGAGAUGGGAGAGGAGGAAAGAGCCAGCGUUUGAUAACUGGGUAAUUGAGGAGGCUAACUGGCUUAUGCUGUCCGAGGACAUUCAGAAGCCAGGAGACGGAUUCGAUGCAGUUAUCUGCCUGGGGAACUCAUUUGCUCAUUUACCAGAUUUUAAAGGUGAUCAGAGUGAUCAGAAGCUGGCUCUGCAGAACAUAGCCAGCAUGGUGAAACCUGGAGGAAUCCUGAUCAUCGAUCACAGGAACUACGACUACAUCCUUGAGACAGGAAAAGCUCCGCAGGGCAAGAACAUUUAUUACCAGAGUGAUUUGAAACAAGACAUCGACACAUCUGUACUCUGGGUGAACAACAGGCCCACCAUGGUGACACUGGACUACUCGCUGGAGAUCUCACAACCUGAAGGAUCACAGAAAGCACCUGAGACAAGUAAAUUCCGCUUGUCGUAUUACCCGCAUCGGCUGGAGAGCUUCAAGGAGCUUCUGAAGGCAGCAUUCUGUGGAAAGUGCAAGCAGAAAGUAUAUGGUGAUUUCAAGCACUAUACUCCAGGACAAGGAGAAGCUCCUUGUUAUUUCAUCCACGUUGUUGAAAAGACUGCUUAAGUCAAUCUUUAUGACCCAAAAUUUUAUCUCUGCUAUUGCCUCAUGCACAUUUUUUCUGCUUCAUUUGCCAUUGUUUUUAAUGGAGGUCUGACCUUGGAAGCUUUCCACGACAACAAAGGCAGAGCUGAAGACACAACACAAUGCUGCAGAUCAUCAGAAUGUGGGAAACCCAAAGAGUACUGGGGCUUAAAUGCUUAUUCACCAUGGUGCAUCAGGCAGCUUGUGUGUGUGUGUACGCGCGCAUGUGUGUGUGUGUGUGUGUGUGUGUGUACGCGCGCAUGUGUGUGUGUGUGUGUGUGUGUACGCGCGCGCGCGUGUGUGUGUGUGUGUGUGUGUGUGUGUGUGUACGCGCGUGUGUGUACGCGCAUGUGUACGCGUGUGUGUAUGUGUACGUGUGUGUGUGUGUGCGCGCAUGUGCCACUGAGUAUUUUGUCCAUUUCGCUCACCCAACAGCAUGAUAAUUGUCCGAUUUCUCAGCUGGAGCUACGGUUAUUGCUUUUACUUAAACUUAAACUUUUAUAAUCUUGUUUUAAUUGUACAUACAUACAAACCACACUGCGAAAUUUUGAGUCCACAGCUACAUCCCUUAACCUGAAGCUGACAAAAGGAAGUUGUGUCUAGUUUACUCAUCCAGAUCUUCCGUUGAAGUCAACUAGAAAGGCUUUUACAAAUAUGACACUUUACUUUGCUUUUCAUCUAGCUUUACUACUGACAGUCUUUUGUUUAUAAAGUCGUUGCUGAACUUUUAUCUUACUAACAGACUGGGCCAGAAACCCAAAAAUUCUUAUUACUCCCUGGAGUCUGAAUAAGUACAAAGUCUGUACGCAUAUUUUCUUUAAACAUUGGCUGUUUGUGUAUUGCGUCAACAGUGACCUUGAAAGGUUUACUCCACAAUGAAUGACUUUAAUGUUUCCCAACAGUUACUAAAUGUUGCGGUGUAUUCUGAGUGGAAAUUCACUUUGGUUAAAAGUUUCCUACUCUUCUUUGCUGUUAGUGAGAUUUAGCACUCACUCAUCUCUAACUAAAGAGAGUGAUGCAGCAGCGCUUUAGACUCUCUAUCCUCUUCAUCUGUACAUUCUGAUUCCUUCCAAAGUCUGAAUUUUAUUGCUUAUACCUUCGUCAAAGGCGUCGCACUUGUCAUCACAUACGGCUGAUACACAACUAGUUGACCCGAGUCGCUGUCGUAACUGCACAACUGCACCUAUUAACCUACAACAUUAGAGAGGCUCACAGUUGUAAACUUCUCACUGGAUUAAUACAGAACUGGAAAAUACAGUAGCAGCUGUAUCUAAUGCAUCAGAAACAUUUCUAUAAAAGCGUUUCAUGGUGGAAUUUACCUUUAAGAUUGUGAUAGCGUUUACAAAGCUCACAGUCUCCAUCUGCUGGACCGAUCAGUGAUUGGAGUCUAAAGGUGCACUAUAGAAAAAUGCAUUUUCUUAUUCAUGCUGUUUCUUGAUAUGUUUUUAAUGUUUCACUAGCUUAAAUGUUUGUUUGGUUUGUCCUGAUGAAACACCAAAGUGCAAAGUUCAGGUAGAAUUUGUUCAACCACUGCUUGUCCCAAGGUGACCCGAAAUGAAUAAAGUGCAAUUUCAGGUCACUUUAGGACCUUUUUAAGAUAGUUUGUACUUUGAUAUAUAAGGCAUGUGUCAAUAUAAUAUUGUUCUUGCUUAAGUAAUAUUUGUUUGUAGGUCAUUACAUUAUACUGAUAUAGUAUUUUGCUAUUCAUUAUUGCAAUGUAAUCACAAAUCAUCAAACUGUUGGUUAUUUUAAGCCACUGGUUUUGAAUCAUGACGGGUUUCAUUUUGGGUAAAAGUGAACAAACGGAGCAGCCUUUUUGUCCAAACCAUGAACGGUGUAUACUUUCUUUAUGUUGAUUAUAUAAAAAAAUACUUGUAAAUAAUUCUAGACAAGUGAAAGGAAAGUCUUAUAUUUCAGAGCUUUACAGAACUUUAAUUAAACUGCUGUCUUAA